This is a messenger RNA of Anas platyrhynchos (mallard), 1241 nucleotides long. It is a transcript of the gene CFAP298, whose product is annotated as cilia and flagella associated protein 298. NCBI's taxonomy places the organism in Eukaryota, Metazoa, Chordata, Aves, Anseriformes, Anatidae. Gene Ontology annotation, biological process: regulation of cilium movement. The record is from RefSeq and is a predicted model, not a curated record.
GCCGAGCGCGGCCGCCAUGCCUGGAGCGGGGCUGUGAGGGGCCGUGAGGCGCCGCCAUGGUGCGGCUGCACGUUAAGCGCGGCGAUGAGAGCCAGUUCCUGCUGGAGGCGGCCUGCGGAGCUCGCCUGGCCGAGCUGGCGCCUCUCGUCGCCCGCAUCUACAACGGGAGGCUGAAGGUGCAGCGGCUGUGCGCAGAGAUGCAGGAGCUGGCAGAGCAUGGUGUUUACUUGCCGCUUAACAUGCAAGGGCUGACAGAAGAGCAAAUUGAAGAACUGAAGUUAAAGGAUGAGUGGGCAGAGAAGUGUGUACCCAGUGGCGGGAGUGUCUUCAAGAAGGAUGAAAUUGGACGAAGAAAUGGACAUGCUCCAAAUGAAAAAAUGCAGCAAGUAAUAAAGAAGACAAUAGAGGAAGCCAAGGCAUUAAUCUCUAAGAAACAAGUUCAGGCCAACGUGUGUGUUAAUAUGGAGAUGGUGAAAGAUGCACUGGACCAGCUGCGAGGGGCUGUGAUGAUUGUGUACCCAAUGGGAUUGCCUCCAUAUGACCCAGUGAGGAUGGAGCUGGAAGAUAAAGAAGACCUGGCGGGGACUCACGCCGGACUUGAAGUUAUAAAAGAAACUGAAGCACAAUUAUGGUGGGCAGGAAAAGAGUUGAAAGAAACCAAGUUGCUUUCUGACUAUGUAGGCAAAAAUGAGAAAACAACCAUCAUUGUAAAGAUACAGAAAAAAGGACAAGGAGCUCCAGGGCGUGAACCUCUGAUUAGUCAUGAAGAGCAAAAACAGAUGAUGCUGUACUACUACAAAAAGCAGGAGGAGCUUAAGAAACUAGAAGAGGAUGAUGACGACUCUUUUCUAAACGCUGAGUGGGCAGACAGCCAUGCUUUGAAAAGACAAUUUCACGGCGUAAAAGACAUCAAGUGGGGGCCGAGAUGAAGCUCUACAAACACCUUUUUGCCUCUUCCUGCUGUUUGGUUGAUCCACUUGUUUGCUAAGAGGGGCGUUGUGUGUUAGAUUCUUCUGAGAAAAGCUGAAGUUGUCUCUUCCAUAGCAGAUGCCUCUUUCAGCCUUAGGUUUUCAGUAAAUGUUUACAUUUCUAUACAACGGUAGCAGCACUUGUCUGCAAAGAUUGGAAUCAGUCCUGUUCAUGUUGAUUGUUCUAUUAGAAACUUGUAAUUUGAGUAUUGAAAUAUUAACCUAUUUCAGAGAGAAUAUAUCUAAUAAAUGUGUGCUAGGAUAUUGGAUAUU